Messenger RNA from Anisakis simplex (herring worm), 735 nucleotides. The record is from the annotation of a GenBank genome assembly. Lineage: Eukaryota; Metazoa; Nematoda; Chromadorea; Rhabditida; Anisakidae.
AUGUUCAAUGCUGGUUGUUUCUCAUUACCGUAUGCAUGGCGGUUAGGAGGUUUAUGGGUAUCAUUUGUGUUGAGUUUUGUAAUUGCUGGUUUCAAUUGGUAUGGUAAUCAUAUUCUUGUUAAAUCCUCUCAACAUCUUGCAAAGAAAUCUGAACGCUCAUCGUUAGAUUAUGGACAUUUCGCGAAGAAAAUAUUACCAGUUGAAAAUAAACUGGAAACUCCGGAUGAUUUCCUGAAUAAUUUUGGUGUGUUACCAACAACGAUGAUACUGUGUGCUGUGUUUAUGGUUGCGAUUGGAUUUUAUGGAUACACAGCAUUUGGUGAUAAAACGCAGGCUGCUAUCACUAUGAACGUUCCGAAGGAAGGAUUAUAUUCAACGAUAAACGUAUUUUUAAUGUUGCAAUCGAUGUUGGGUCAUUCAAUUGCAAUGUACGUCAUUCUUGAUAUGUUCUUCAAUGGAUUUCGUCGCAAAUUCGCUUAUCGGUUCCCGAAUUGUCCCAAAAUAGUUGUCGAUAAGGGGUUCAGAAUUUUUUGGGUGAUGGUAACAUUCCUAAUGGCCGUCAGUGUACCUCAUCUAGAAAUAAUGAUACCACUGGUCGGUGUAACGAGUGGUACGUUAUGUGCACUCAUAUAUCCACCUAUCUUUGAGAUGAUCACUUUUUGGAACGAUUGGAAGGUAUUAUUUGAUAUUUUCUUCAGAUAUUUAUACUGUGUUAUAUCGAGUUUAUUGCCAUAA